AUGAAGAUGAUCAUAUUUCUAAUUGGAACAUGGAGAACCACCCAAGAAAACAGUACAACCACAACGGAGGAGGUGGACGCCACCGAGUACCGGCGCCUUGUGGGGAGCCUUCGCUACCUCGUCCACACGCGGCCAGACUUGGCGUUCUCCGUCGACUACGUCAGUUGGUUCAUGCAGCGACCGACGGCGGAGCAUCUGCAGGCGGUCAAGAGGAUCCUCCGCUACGUCGCGGGCUCCCUCGACUAUGGCCUGCACUACCCUCGGUGUCCCGGCGCGAUGCACUUCAUCGGCUACUUCGACAGCGAUCACGCUGGUGACAUCGACACGAGCAAGAGUACCAGCGGAAGCCUGUUCUUCAUUGGCCGGUGCCUUGUCAGUUGGCAGUCAGUCAAAUAG
Panicum virgatum (switchgrass) is the source of this 396-nucleotide messenger RNA. RefSeq names its product secreted RxLR effector protein 161-like. NCBI's taxonomy places the organism in Eukaryota, Viridiplantae, Streptophyta, Magnoliopsida, Poales, Poaceae. The record is from RefSeq and is a predicted model, not a curated record. Bases 1 to 396 code for a protein of 131 amino acids. The transcript is spliced from 2 exons.